Molecule: messenger RNA, 1810 nt
Organism: Durusdinium trenchii
Lineage: Eukaryota; Dinophyceae; Suessiales; Symbiodiniaceae
Source: the annotation of a GenBank genome assembly
GUAUGGAGCAGGUAAAAGCACGAGAUGAAAGAAGCAUCAAUUGGUGGUGUGCAAACAACUGCAAUGCGUUCACUUUCUUCUCGGCCAGCACAUUCAGUAGCUCAUGUUGCAUGUGAGUCUUUGUCAUGCUGUGACUGGAGACCAUUUGGCGGUUGUCAAGCUGCAAGCAACUGCCUCCAUCGAUGACUUGUAUGUUGCCAGCGCACAAGUGCUGAACAGAGACACAUUCGUAUUGCAUUUGUUGCGCCACAAUCAAGAACUUUCCUCCGGGACCGUGGGGCAGCUGGCAGGAGCAGGCGAGGACAUUGAAAUCUCAGUCCUGUUCGUGCCUGGGCCUCGUUUCGUGGCUAGUGCGCAGAGCAUCUGGUUAUUGAGCAUCGGCACAGAGCCCCAAAUGCUGAAAGAGAGCACCUCGGAGAGCUCUUCAGUCCUGUCCAUGGCUUUUGCUAGGAAAACGAAUCAAAUUGCAAUCAAAACCCUGGAUACUGUCCAAGUUUGGGAUGUAAUAUCUGGAGAGCUGAAGGAGCAGCUGGUUGUCGAAAUGAAGUCUGGAAGGUCAGCUUCACCAAGCCCCAAACUGAUGGACUUCACUGAAGAUGGCAGCCAGCUUGCUGUGAUUGAUGAUUCCCAGCACGUGCUAAAAAUAUGGGACCUACAGUCGAAGGCUUGCAUAUUUGAGGCACCCAGUUGUUUUGAGGUUUGUGCAUUUUCACCAGAUGGCCUUCGCAUCGUUGCUGGUGGAGCCUGCGAUAUGGACGGAACUGCAACUGUGUGGCAAGUGAGUAACAGCAGUUGCUUGCAAAGACUGGGCUUGACCGAUGGAUACUUCACCGGUGCUCUUUUCUCACCAGAUGGAUCCUGGAUUGUAACAGCAACUCGUGAACCGAACUACGAGGAAGUGCUUCUUUGGGAUCAGGCAGAGCACCGCGCUCUUGACUUGUACGGAAAUUACAAUGUCGCCUUCGUUAGCGACUCUGUGCUCGUCGGUAUGACAGAGGAUCGUGGAUGCAUCAAUGUUGUGAAAGUCCCUGAGGGUCGGGCGGUUUUGUCAGUGCCGCUGGAAGGGACCAUCAGACCGCACUCCCUGUUUGCUGCUUUGUUCCUGCCCUACAAGCAUGGCUUUGUGGCAAUUCUGGGGAUGCCCAGCGAAACCUACAGUUUUGAUCAGUUUUGCAAUGCCCGAGAUGGUUUUCUUUUUCUAUCUUUUCUGUAUGUGAAAUCUGUCCGAAUGGUUGAUUGUGUCCUUCUGUUGUCCUUGUUGACUUUGGACAUUUUUCGAUUUGGCUUGUCAUGGCAAUCCAGUUUCUUGUAUAACAGAGAACUUCAUCAUACCAAGAAGCAGUGUUCUAUAUUUCUGGCUGUAUAUAUAUAUUAUAAGUUAAGCGGUCCACGACAUCUAUGACCGAUCCAAGGUCCAGUGAAAACAAUGCCUUGGCUUUGACAUUUCCCUCUCUGGAGUCAACAGUUCCUCACAAUGUGAUUUCCUUCUCCUUGGAGAAAACCAUUGAAGCGCUGGCGUAAGAGUCCCGCAAAAGGACGCAGUGAGCGGCGGCAGUCCUUUUGUUCUCCUUUUUCAUUCGGAAAAGAAAAGCGGUCUUGGACGUCGCUUGCUAAAAGACAGAGGCAAGCAAACAAGACCAAAAAAAGAAGCAUUCGUUCGUAAGAAGCCCCUGCUAAGACAAGAAGGCCCUCCAAGGCCAGAAGGCACUGUGCAACUUGCUUUUUGGAACUUGCAAAAUUGGUUUCAGCGCUGAGAGCUCGCUGCGCUCGAGAGCAAGUGCAAGCAAUUGCGGCCGUGUGUGGACCGAAC